Molecule: messenger RNA, 1109 nt
Organism: Neopsephotus bourkii (Bourke's parrot)
Lineage: Eukaryota; Metazoa; Chordata; Aves; Psittaciformes; Psittacidae
Gene: B3GAT3
Product: beta-1,3-glucuronyltransferase 3
Exons: 5
Coding region: 28-993 (321 amino acids)
Biological process (GO): carbohydrate metabolic process; chondroitin sulfate proteoglycan biosynthetic process
Cellular component (GO): Golgi membrane
Molecular function (GO): galactosylgalactosylxylosylprotein 3-beta-glucuronosyltransferase activity
Source: RefSeq, a predicted model, not a curated record
CCCCCCCGCCCCCCUCCCGGCGCUGCCAUGAGGGUGAAGCUGAAGAACGUUUUCAUCGUGUACUUCGUGGUGUCGCUGGUGGGGCUGCUCUGUGCCCUGCUGCAGCUCGGGCAGCCCUGUGACUGCUCCCAGCAGAUCCAGGCCGAGCGGCGCCGGGGCCGGGACCGGCUGCUGGCGGAGCAGCGGAAUGGGGGGACCCGGGGGGAGCCCCGAGCACAGGGGGGGGGCCAGGCCCUGCCCACCAUCUACGUGGUGACCCCCACCUAUGCCAGGCCGGUGCAGAAGGCGGAGCUGGUGCGGCUGUCGCAGACCCUGCUGCACGUGCGGGCGCUGCACUGGGUGGUGGUGGAGGACGCUGCGGCCCCCACGGCGCUGGUGGCGCGGCUCCUGGCCAGCAGCGGGGUCCCCUUCACCCACCUGCAUGUGGAGACCCCCCCCGAGAGCCGCCGCCGCCCCGGGGACCCCCCCUGGCUGCACCCGCGCGGCGCCGAGCAGCGGAACCGGGCCCUGCGCUGGCUGCGGGACACGAGGGCGCCCGGCGACGGCGGCGUCGUUUACUUCGCUGAUGACGACAACACCUACAGCCUGCGCCUGUUCGAGGAGAUGCGCAGCACCCGGGGGGUGUCGGUGUGGCCCGUGGGGCUCGUGGGGGGGCUGCGCUUGGAGCGGCCGCUGGUGUCGGGGGGCCGGGUCGUGGGGUUCCACACGGGCUGGAAGCCGGAGCGCCCCUUCCCCAUGGACAUGGCCGGGUUCGCCGUGGCGCUGCCGCUGCUGCUGGCGCGGCCCGAGGCGCGCUUCGACCCCCGCGCCGAGCGGGGCUACCUCGAGAGCAGCCUCCUGGGGGCGCUCGUGUCCCCCGCGCAGCUCGAGCCCAAGGCGGGGAACUGCACCCAGGUGCUGGUGUGGCACACGCGGACGGAGAAGCCGAAGCUGCGGCAGGAGGAGCAGCUCCAGCGCGAGGGACGGGGCUCGGACCCACACAUCGAGGUGUGAGGGCCCCCCCCGGGGCCACGCUGGAUGUGGGGGCCCCCCCCGGGGACACUCGGCCUUUAUUUAUCACGGGGGAUCCCCCGUUUCAACGGGGGCUGCCCCAUGGAGCGAUGCCUCCA